AUGUCCUACACGAUCGGUGGUGUCAAGAUCCUUAACGAGUACCUUGUGCUCGGCGUGUUCGGCACGAUCGGUGCGAUCGGCUAUGCCUCGACCCGCGGCGGCUCGAGCGACGCCAAGAAGGCCCCGGCGGCGCCUGUGCUCGGCGGCCAGAGCGCUGAUGAGGAGUCCUUCAUCAAGCAGUUCAUUGCCGAGGCCCAGAAGGAGAGCAAGGACGGCAAAUAG
Messenger RNA from Malassezia japonica, 222 nucleotides. RefSeq lists its product as uncharacterized. The record is from RefSeq and is a predicted model, not a curated record. Gene Ontology annotation, biological process: proton motive force-driven ATP synthesis. The coding region runs from base 1 to 222 and encodes 73 amino acids. The transcript has 3 exons. NCBI's taxonomy places the organism in Eukaryota, Fungi, Basidiomycota, Malasseziomycetes, Malasseziales, Malasseziaceae.